Molecule: messenger RNA, 692 nt
Organism: Populus trichocarpa (black cottonwood)
Lineage: Eukaryota; Viridiplantae; Streptophyta; Magnoliopsida; Malpighiales; Salicaceae
Exons: 1
Coding region: 134-481 (115 amino acids)
Source: RefSeq, a predicted model, not a curated record
CCCCUCUUUAAAAUUGCCAACAUUAUUCCUCUUGGCCAAAAACAAAGAAAGAUAAAAUCUUCCAAGUACAAGGUGGUGCUUCGCCACACUUUGUUGCAGGGUGGUGGUGGUGGUGGUGGUGGUGAGGAACAACAUGGCCACAGGAUCUGCGGAUGGGUUCUUCCGUCAUGUCUAUGACGGAUGUCUCUCCAGUGGCGACAUGGGUAUUGAUCGAAGGCCAUACCAUCGUAAUUGCAGAUGUGCACUUCACAAAUCAAAGGAGAAUUGUCCACACGCAUUGCCAAGGUGUAAGAACGUGUCAUAUCCAAUAAAAAGGUCUUGGAGUGAAGGGAGUUUGGCCUUGAUGAUUGCUAAUUCUUCUUCUUCUUCUUGUCAUUCCUCUCCAUCUUCUUCACCUUCUUUACAAGCAGGGAAGAGCACUAGUACUCCUUCUCAUCAGAGAAGGCUGAGUCAUGAUCUUGAAGACAAGCUAGCUCUUUAAAGGUCCGAUCUUUUUAGUUUUUUUUGGUGGGGAUUGGUUUUGUUCUUGAAUAAUUUGGUCUUUUAGUGUUUGAUCUAUCAAAUGGUUUGUCAUGAAAAUGGAUGAUCAGAUCAAAUGGGGUUCUUUUUGUAAGGAUUAUAGAAAUGUUCUAAUUAAUGCCAAGCAUUUCAUUUGUGUAUUGCAGUAUAAAAUUAGAUUCUAUGUAUGUGUA